GACCUUGACUUUAUAUCCCAUGUUAUUGUUUUGUUUAAAUUAAUAACACUCGUUGACGAUAAGAUAUGCAUUUCGAGUAUUUUUCAAUAAAUUCCAUCCAGAAAAGAUUUCACAUAAAUGAUAUAACAAUUAUUAUAUAAUUCCUGUUAGUGAAAUAAAAAACUGAGUGGAUUUAUUCCAAAUGGUUCUGCCAAAAACGUUUGUAGAAGGUUUUCACGAUGAAGAAGAGGUUAAAAGAAUGAAAUAUACUAAAUUCGGUAAUACCGAUAUGUACGUCUCUAAAUUAUCCAUUGGAACUGGUGGAUUUUCUUACUUUUAUGGUGAUUACAAUGUAGAAGAAUGUAAGAAAACUAUUUACAAAGCUAUCAAGAGUGGUAUUAACUAUAUUGAUACUGGUCCUUGGUAUGGACAUGGCACGGCAGAAGAAAUAUUAGGAAAAUGCUUAGAAGGUAUUCCUAGGAAAGCUUACUAUGUAGCAACCAAAAUUGGACGAUACGAACAAGAUCCGAAGCUAAUGUUCAAUUUUUCUUCGCAAAAAACCAAAGAAAGUAUUGACGUCACUUUGAAACGACUAAAAUUGGAUUACGUAGAUGUUUUGCAGGUGCACGAUAUAGAAUUUGCUCCGAACAUGGACAUUAUUUUAAAUGAAACACUACCAACUUUACAAGAGUUAAAGGAAGCGGGUAAAACUAAAUAUAUAGGAAUAACAGGUUAUCCGGUGUCAACUUUGGUUGAAUGUAUAGAAAAAAGCAAAGUUGAAAUUAAUAUGAUAUUGAGUUAUACACGGCUAACAAUGAUUGAUAAUACUUUGAAAUCUUUCAUACCAAUCUUAAAGAGUAAGAAUAUAGGAAUAGUUAACGCUGCGGCCAAUGGUAUGGGUUUAUUAACUAAUUCAGGACCACAAGACUGGCAUCCAGCUUACAAAGAAAUUAAAGAUGUUGCUUCUCAGGCUCAACAAAUUUGUAAGGAAAACGAUGUGGAAUUAGGUAAACUAGCUGUGCAUCACAGUCUUCAAGAGGAAGAUACUGAAACCAUAUUGAUAGGGAUGAAUACAACGAAACUAGUCGAUAUGAAUUUGGACGUCUUCUACAACGGCUUAACCGAAAAAGAGCAAACCGUAUAUAAACAAGUUAUAAGCUUAUUUGAUAAACUGACUGUGAGGCAUUGGGAAAAUGUGGAAUUGAAAAAUUACCGGAAAAUAAUCAAAGGUGAAGAUUCUUCGGGAUUCUUCACAACAAAAUAAAAAGGAAAUAUACAAUUUUAUAGUAAUAAAUAAUUUUGUUUUGUAAGCAACACUUUUUAGUGGCAUUCGAUUACCCAAUACGAGGAUUGUAUAAAAAGUUUCUAUCCUAACAAAUAAACAAGACAUUUUUGUUAUUAAAAUUUAAUUUUAUUUCCCAACGUUGUGUCCUAAAUAAAUACGUUUUUACCAGU
Diorhabda sublineata is the source of this 1434-nucleotide messenger RNA. RefSeq lists its product as uncharacterized. Gene Ontology annotation, molecular function: L-galactose dehydrogenase activity. The coding region runs from base 182 to 1243 and encodes 353 amino acids. The record is from RefSeq and is a predicted model, not a curated record. Gene Ontology annotation, cellular component: cytosol. The transcript is spliced from 7 exons. NCBI's taxonomy places the organism in Eukaryota, Metazoa, Arthropoda, Insecta, Coleoptera, Chrysomelidae.